AUGGUCCCAAAGGAUGACAACUUUUCCUCCUUCCUUUACAAUGUACCGUCACUGCAGCUGUCUGAUGUAGGUCUCUUGGAAUCAGUCAUGCGCCGUGUACACUGCUCCUCUCCUCCUCCUCCUCCUCCUCCUCCUCCUCCUCCUCCUCCGUCCACCCUGCUCCCCUCUUUCACAAAACCCCCGUCAGCGUCGGCUGCCCACGUUCAGGCAGGAGUGAUUCAGUGCUCCAUGCCCAGCGACGGUUGUUUCCUAGGUCUACACGCCAACCCUCCUCACUGUGGCGUCCACAGCGUUGACUUGCGCUCGCCAGUUAUGGGGGGCGGGGCGACGCAGGGUAUUGCCUCCUCAUUCACUGGUUCCCCUGCUCUUUGCGUCUACGUUUCUCCGCCGUCUGCUGUCCGCGCCCGUCCGUCGUCGUCUUUGCCAGCACCAGUGGGUGACGCAUAG
Molecule: messenger RNA, 447 nt
Organism: Spirometra erinaceieuropaei
Lineage: Eukaryota; Metazoa; Platyhelminthes; Cestoda; Diphyllobothriidea; Diphyllobothriidae
Source: the annotation of a GenBank genome assembly